GCAAUGGCGACCGAUGGGACCGCUACUCGUCUUUGUCCAAACUGGCCAAUAAAACACCAAAAAUAGGUUUCUGUUUGGUUACAUGCAGCUGGGAAAAUGGCAACCAAACAUGAAGAUCAGUGGCAUCAUGACCUGAUGACAAAGGGAGGCUUCCACCAGGUGUACGACAAUGAUAUCCCAUCACGAGCACGUCUGACCUGUCCACCUGGUCUCAGUAUAAAAUCCGUCAAAGACCAUGAGGGAAGGACCACUUCUGGAGUUUUUGCCAAGAAAAUCGUCCAAGUUAGGACAAGAUUUGGACCCAUGCUUGCUCCAGUUAAAAACCGUACAAGGUCUGAAGCCCCUCGACAGCCUGCUAAUGUUGAUGGCCAUACAGACGGUCCUUCUAAUAAUCCACUGAACACUGCACUGCCACCUAGCUCAGUACAUAGCCAGGUAUCAGUGGGACAGCAGGGGGACAAGUUAUCUCUGUCCACUACUGAUCAGAUGUUACAGAGCGUCAAUCGCAGUAUACAGGAAGUGGCCAUUGACCGCAAUAACGUGGAGCACCAGGACAUUGUCCAGCAGGCUCUGGGCAUUGUCAAACUGUCAGACGACCAUCACGCUCCGGGUCCAUUCGGAGAUGCCAGUACGACACUGGCAGAGACCAUCCACCUCGCUACUUCACUAGCCAGCGAGACGAUGGCGGGCACCGGACAGUUUACAGCCAGUCAGAUCGGGGACGACCUCAGUCUGACGGUGCCGAUCGAGUCGACAAUAAACCCCAGUGUGACGGAGGGACUGACUCUAACUGCCACUCAGGCCCAGAGCCUGCUGGCUCACAUGGACUCAUCUAGUUUCCCCUCUGUGACUAGUAGUGGAGCCAUGAUGACAAACCAACAGGACAUACUAAACAGUGUUGUGACCGAGCCCCAGCUGCUGGCUCAGACUUCAGAAGCUCAGGUUGUUGGUGUAGUUAAGAAUGCUUUACAGGGGGUUGUUAAUGAUAUGAUCAGUGAGGUAUCCUCUACACCAGACCAGUCCAUAAAGGAGGAAGAAAGCUUAAAACCCAAUCCUGCUGAUCAACCUUUUGUUGUUAAGGUCUUCCAUGAUGAUGGUUAUGAAGAUGAGCUGGACUUGUCUGAUGAAGAUAAAUGUAACUGGAUGAUGUUUGUGAGGCCUGCCAGAACUGCUGCCGAACAAAACGUAGUGGUCUGUCAGCACCAAAACCAAAUCUUCUUUGUUUCUACCAAGCCCAUUCCCUCCAACACAGAAAUAAGGGUUUGGUAUGAAGCAGAGUAUGCCAAAUUAGUGCAGAAAGAACUUCUUCCUGAGUUAGAGGGUCCACCUAACCCUGCCACUGGUUACCCUUCAAAGUGGGCAUGCUCUGUGUGUUUGGAAGGCUUCAAUACCUUCAGUGACCUGGAGGCUCAUAACUGUGCAGGGGAACCCCCAGCUGAUAAACGGCAGUUGAGAGGGAGGCCAAGGAAGGGGAGACCUAGAAAGUACGUCAAACCGUCCAAAACAUGGAGAGCCAGGUUGGAGAAAAGUAGGUUACCGCCACGGAAACGAGGGAGACCCCCAAAACUAAAGGGGAUGUUGACCGUCCCUAGACCUGCAAAGGAAGUGAAGAUCUCUGUCUCAGAUGCACCUCUGGAGGAAAACAAUUUACAGGAAGUAUUGGACAAUCCUCCAGAACUGGUGGAUGAUGAUCCGAUAGACAAGGACGAUCACGAAGUGUCCGCUCUGGAGUUGCUGGAUGAAGUCCUAGGAGAAGAUGAUGAGGAGGAUGACAUCCCUGUGUUACCGAGAAGAAGAGGCAGAAAGAAGAGGGUCCCAGGUGCUCCCAAAAUUACCCGAACACCAAAGAGAGAACCAAUGGCCUGUCCCCACUGCGAAGAAACGUUCACUAAAGAAGCCUUAUUUGUGAUACAUGUUUCUGAACACACGGGGGUUAAACCCUAUAUAUGUGAAGUGCCUGAGUGCCAAAAGGGAUUCAUGUCCAAGUUCAAGCUGGAGAGACAUAGACUCAUUCAUACUUGUCCAAGAUCCCAUAAAUGUUUAUACUGUGACAAAUCAUUUAAUAGAAAAGACCAUUUGAAGAAUCACAUGGUGACACAUGAUCCAAACAAGAAGCGCUGGGUGUGUGAGGAGUGUGGGAAGGAAUACUGCUACAACUUCUCCUACCGUACCCACAAAGCCUUUCAUGAUGCAGAUGCAGGGCGAACCACUGAAUGUGGCAUUUGUCAUAAGCAGUACGAGUCUAAGGAUGAAUUGUUGUACCAUCUUAAGGUUCAUAGUGGAGCAAGGUCUGUGAAAAACUGUACUGAAAAAACACAUGCGUGUGAUGACUGUGGAAAAACGUUUUAUACAAGGAAAGAUGUUCGGCGACACAUGAUCACGCAUACGAAGAAAAAGGAUUUCCUGUGUCAGUACUGUCCACAGAGAUUCGGGAGGAAAGAUCACCUAACAAGGCAUCUACGAUCCUCCCAUACAGGUGAUAAUAACAACAGUAGACCUCGUGCACCACGAGGCGAACGGAAGGAAAAACCACAGUACACCACUGCAAAUGUGUCCAUGGUGGGUCUUCAGAUUCCUCGCGAUGAACAGAAUCUCCUAGUCACUUCCCAGCCAGUGAAUUAUCAACAGUUACAGGCAUUCGCUUCAGAAAUACCAGUACCACUUCAAAUGUUUGAAAAUGCUGGAAACCAGACUGUCAUUGCUAUGCCUAAUAUGGGAACAUUACAAACACAACAACAGACUCAGCAGCAACCUCAACAACCCCAGCAACAGCAGCAACCUCUGCAAGUUGCUGCUAUCCAAAAUGUGCAACAUGUUGCUAUACAAAACCAGAUGCCAGUGACAGAGAAUAGAUAUGUAGAAGCUAUAAUUCGACAUCAACCUCAACAGAACAUUGUGUCCUCAACACCUGCUGAAUAUAGAACCAUAGACCACCAGCCAAACAUACAGACAUACAUACCAGUAGCCAGUCAGCAACCUCAGCAGCAGCAACAGCAGCCUCAGCAACACAUUCAGAUAGCCAAAACUGAAAACAUUGAUCUGACCAGGACAAAUGGGGUUCUACAAACCGAGUUCGUACAGACCCCAGCAUCACGAAAUGACAUGACAGCACGUCCUACCGUACUACAGACAACUGAUGUGAAUAGGCAAGGUAAUGCACCUCCUCAGACAUUUUCUACUUUACUGGGCUAUAUGGAGACACUGAGAUUCCUAGAGAACCUGCCGACUAACGCCCAGGGAGCGGUGAUAUCUCAGAUGACAAUGCAGCAGGAGGGGCAGCACCUGCCCACCAUGGUCCCCAUACAGACCAGCACCCUGGCCUACUCUGUAGCCACCACUGUCACCCCCACCCACCAAAUCAUUCCCGUGGAAAUGCAGACCAAGAGGAUGGCCGUCACCCAACACAGUGCCUACCAACAGCAGCAGGGCUCCUGAUACUCUCUCUAUGCAAUAAAUAAUCUUAGUCAUUGACCUCUUCCAUUUUCCUGCCCAAGGACCAUAACUCCUGUCCGAGACACAAAUCUUCCAGUCGUCUUUGUUUUGUUUGUUUUUGCUUCUGGUUUUAUGGAUAAUUUUUAUGGUUUUGUUAUGAAUUAAUUUGACUUAGAAUUCAGUUAGAUAUUUAUCAAAAUUGUACCUAUACAUAAAGUAUAUGUUACCAGUCUUAUUGACAAUUUUCAAUGAAAAUUUGUUAUUUUUAGAUAAAUUUGAACAUAUCAAAUAUCCAUAUUGAAAAAAAGAAAUUUUCAUAAAUAUUUGAGUUUCAACCCCAAGAAUUCAGAUUGUGAUAUAUUUAUUUUACAUUUUAAGGAAAUUUUUGUGAUUUUAUAUGCACUGGUUACGUCCCACGUUUCUGCUGAUCUUUUUUUUAUAUUUAUCCUUUUACAGCCGCUGUAGAUUUAAACCAUUUAUAAAUAUGUUGUUGAUAUUGAUACAAGCCCUUUGUUUUUAUGUGAUGGUUUCAUUAAUUUGUACAUAAAUUAUGUAUAUUGUGUAAAUGUUUAAUCCUUUAUUUUCUCUGCUAGUAUUUAUUACCGACAAGACUAGUCAUCAGCGAUUAAAUCAUGUUUUUAAAUUCUGUUUGCAUGUAAAAUAAUGAAAUUAGGGGAUUUAUUAUAGGGAGAAGGAUGAACAUAGCUUUACAAUUUUAUUACUGUCUGGGAUGAAUUAGGUUCACUGUUGUCAUUUUAUUUUUUUCUCUAUAUUUUGGUAAAAGUUGUUGAAAUUUUUCUGACAUUUUUAUUGCAAUUUGUCUUUGUUGAAGAGAUCUGAUGUAAAUGUGCUAGUAAAGAUGUAGAUGUAUGCAUAUUUUUUAAUGGAAUAAAAUUAAAUAAGAAAUUAAAUUCAUGUUAGAGGUAAUAAUGAAUUAAGAAUAAGUUAAAAUGAAAGAAAAGGUAAUUUAAUUGAUUUUAUUAAUUUGCUGUGAGAGGUACAGGUAUUUGUUGUAUAGUUCAUACAGAGUUGUCAGUCUUGACAUUCACACUACUUGUUCUGUUGGUCGGAUCAUCAUCUCGCUGACCUGUAAUGCCACAAUGUCAUUAAUUCACAGUGUAAUGUUACGGAUAUUGGAGGCAGAAGGUUUGAAAUCUUUGUCAAAAGUUGUUAUGUGUGUACAUAAAGGAAAUUAUUAGAAUCUUGAGCUCAUGAGAGAAAUUAAAUAACAUAAUUAUAUAAUAAAUAUGAUGAUUGACAAA
This is a messenger RNA of Saccostrea cuccullata (small rock oyster), 4694 nucleotides long. Its product is annotated as PR domain zinc finger protein 10-like. The transcript has 7 exons. The record is from RefSeq and is a predicted model, not a curated record. Gene Ontology annotation, biological process: regulation of transcription by RNA polymerase II. Bases 97 to 3435 code for a protein of 1112 amino acids. Gene Ontology annotation, cellular component: nucleus. NCBI's taxonomy places the organism in Eukaryota, Metazoa, Mollusca, Bivalvia, Ostreida, Ostreidae. Gene Ontology annotation, molecular function: DNA-binding transcription factor activity, RNA polymerase II-specific; RNA polymerase II transcription regulatory region sequence-specific DNA binding; protein binding.